Messenger RNA from Protopterus annectens (West African lungfish), 970 nucleotides. RefSeq names its product Ras homolog, mTORC1 binding (gene RHEB). Gene Ontology annotation, biological process: small GTPase-mediated signal transduction. The coding region runs from base 273 to 830 and encodes 185 amino acids. Gene Ontology annotation, cellular component: plasma membrane. The record is from RefSeq and is a predicted model, not a curated record. Gene Ontology annotation, molecular function: GDP binding; GTPase activity; GTP binding. The transcript has 8 exons. NCBI's taxonomy places the organism in Eukaryota, Metazoa, Chordata, Ceratodontiformes, Protopteridae.
AACAUUACCAUUACAAUCUAAUAAUCAAAAACUCCACUUCAAUCCUGAGAAGCAAGACUAUCCCUUCUCUUUCGCCAUUCGUGACGUCAGAUACAACGUCACCCGGGUCCUUUCAGCCAUGGGAAACCAACUGCGGUUGUGAAGUAUUGUACAAUUUGUUCGCUAGGUGGCUGAUUCCCCAUUUAAAACUCACAUUUCUCGCUUCCUGGAUGUCGUUGUUAUAAAUUAAAAUUUGUAUUUGUUCUUGGUGUUGGAGUUUGAUGUGGUGGUGAAUGAUGCCGCAGCCAAAAUCUCGUAAAAUGGCUAUCCUGGGGUACCGGUCUGUGGGGAAGUCUUCUUUAACAAUUCAGUUUGUUGAAGGCCAGUUUGUUGACUCUUAUGAUCCAACCAUAGAAAACACAUUUACAAAAAUGAUCACAGUAAAUGGCCAAGAGUAUCACCUCCAAUUGGUAGACACAGCAGGACAGGAUGAAUAUUCAAUUUUUCCUCAAACAUACUCCAUAGAUAUUAAUGGUUAUGUUCUGGUAUACUCUGUCACAUCAAAUAAAAGUUUUGAAGUUGUAAAAGUAGUCCAUGAGAAGUUGCUGGAUUUGGUGGGAAAUGUCCAAGUACCUAUCAUGUUAGUUGGAAACAAGAAAGAUCUACACAUGGAGCGGGUGAUCAGUUAUGAAGAAGGGAAGGCAUUAGCAGAUUCCUGGAAUGCAGCUUUUAUGGAAUCUUCUGCAAAAGAAAAUCAGACUGCAGUUGAAGUUUUUAAAAGAAUAAUUUUGGAAGCUGAAAAGAUGGAUGGCAGUGCUUCACAAGGAAAAAUAUCCUGCUCUGUAAUGUAACUGAUUGUGUUAAACCAUAAGGGAGAACACUUGGAAUUCUACUUGAAAAGGCAUCAGUACCUUUUUCUUUAAAACAAAUAAAUAAAGGAACUAUGCUUUUCUUUUUUAACCAGAUAUAAAUAAAUAUAUAUAUAUAUAUA